AUGAGGUUAGGAGUCACAACCCAAAUCAUUAACUAUCCUGCAAAGAAAGAAAGAAAACCAAAUUGCUCUUCUUUCUACUUCAUCAUGUCUCUCGUGAAAGAACAAGUCGCUGAUUGGGGUAAUAUUGUAGGUGAUAUUUUAAGAUGCAUUGCCGAUAAAACUUACUCUUUUCAAGAUCGUGUUCGGAUGGGCGUAGUUUGUCGAUCUUGGCAAGCUUCACUGAAGAAUGAAAAAAUCAAUUUUCAUAUUUUUUUGAUGCUUGCAGAGAAAAAGAAUAGUGAUAGACGUUGUUUUAAUAUUGGUGCAACAGAAACUAUCCUUGAGCUUGAACUGCCGGAGAUCCGAGGAAAGAGAUGCUGGGGCACUCCUUUUGGUUGGUUGGUCACUUACGGCCUUGAUCUUGAAAUUGGAUUGUUUAAUCCUUUAUCGAGAGCAAGUAUCUCCCUUCCUUCACAACGAACCUUAGACUAUGAUAUAACGCACCAUACACCACAACAAUUGCGUUUAUAUUUUAUACACAAAGUCUUAUUAUCCUCGAGUCCAACUUCCUCUGAUUGUAUUGUUAUGAUAAUUUAUGGACGUGUGGUUGAUGGGGAGAUGGAUUCGUUAGCAUUUGCAAAGCCCGGUGACCAAGCAUGGACUCAAAUUCCUUUUACCUCUUUGUUGGAUGAUGUCAACUAUUUCAAUGGCAAUUUCUUUGCUGUAAGUAGUAUGGGGCAACUUUUUCUAUUUGAGGAUUUAAAUGGACCUGCUCCAAAAGUUGUUGAAUUCGCUGCACCACCUCCAAUAGAUGAACCUCAUGAUAAGAAAUAUAUAGUUGAUUUGGGGGGUCAUCUUUGUAUGAUGUCCCGCCUACAAUUUCCAAAUGAAGUUAGUUAUGACAGUGGAAAAGUUGAACUAGUUAAUUUAACGGAGGAUUUUGAUAUUUUCAAACUUGACAUGCAUACAAAGAAUUGGGAGAGAAUUUUGUCAUUGGGCGAUCACUCUUUGUUUCUUGGGAAUUGCAGCACUUUCUCCGUCUUGGCAGCUGAUCACCCUGGAUGCAAGCCUAAUUGUAUUUACUUUACGGAUGAUAAUCCUUAUUAUUAUACUCGAGUUAGUGUUUCUGAUAUAGGUAUUUACAAUUGUGAUAUUAGGGAAGACGUGGAUUAUAUAGAUGAUGAUGAAGUGCCGGAUCUACUUAAUUCAUUUUCUCCGCCGUUGUGGAUCAAGCUAUUCUAG
Molecule: messenger RNA, 1221 nt
Organism: Theobroma cacao (cacao)
Lineage: Eukaryota; Viridiplantae; Streptophyta; Magnoliopsida; Malvales; Malvaceae
Product: putative F-box protein At5g55150
Source: RefSeq, a predicted model, not a curated record